This is a messenger RNA of Batrachochytrium dendrobatidis JAM81, 1903 nucleotides long. Its product is annotated as protein phosphatase 2A structural subunit TPD3. Bases 28 to 1788 code for a protein of 586 amino acids. NCBI's taxonomy places the organism in Eukaryota, Fungi, Chytridiomycota, Chytridiomycetes, Rhizophydiales. The record is from RefSeq and is a predicted model, not a curated record. The transcript is spliced from 11 exons. Gene Ontology annotation, cellular component: cytoplasm; protein phosphatase type 2A complex. Gene Ontology annotation, biological process: protein dephosphorylation. Gene Ontology annotation, molecular function: protein binding; protein phosphatase regulator activity.
GUUAUUUCGUCACUUUAUAUUGCAGUUAUGAAUUCCGAACCUACUGAUGAUGCUCUGUAUCCCAUUGCUGUUCUCAUUGAUGAGCUCAAGCAUGAUGAUGUAGUGCUGCGUUUGAAUGCUAUUCGUCGUCUGUCCACUAUUGCUCUGGCUUUGGGCCCAGAGCGUACCAGGGAUGAGUUGAUUCCCUUUUUAGAUGAAUCUGUCGAUGACGAGGACGAAAUUCUUCUUGCUCUUGCUGAAGAACUGGGUGGAUUUGUUGAUUACGUUGGAGGUCCUCAUUAUGCACAUAUUCUGUUUACACCUCUGGAAAACCUGGCUGCUGUCGAAGAAACAGUUGUUCGUGAAAAGGCAAUUGAUUCUGCUGCUAAAAUUGUCGUGACGCUUUCUCAGCACCAGAUUGAAGAGUUCUAUUUGCCUAUGCUCAAGCGUCUUUCAACCGGUGAUUGGUUCACCAGUAGGACUAGUGCUUGUGGUUUAUACGCUUCUGCAUACCCACUUGUAUCUCCUACGCAUCAGGAUGAACUUCGCACUCUGUACUCUCAGCUUUGCAACGAUGACACUCCUAUGGUCCGACGUGCUGCUGCAACAUGUCUUGCUAAAUUCACCAGAGCCUUGUCAAAGCCUCAUGUGAUUUCAAGCCUAUUGCCAUUUUUCAAUAGUCUUGCCCAAGAUGAGCAGGACUCUGUUCGUCUUUUGACUGUUGAAAGUCUAAUUUCAAUUGCCGAAAUCAUGCAGCCUGAAGAGUGUAAGCAGCAUCUUCUGACUGUUUUGCGUAGCCUGUGUGCUGACAAGUCGUGGAGAGUGCGCUACAUGAUUGCCGACAAGUUUAUUUCGCUUGCAAAAACCGUUGGUGCGGAUAUUAUAAAAGAAGAUUUGACUCCUGCAUUUGUUCAAAUCCUUAAAGACAACGAGGCAGAGGUGCGAACGGCAGCAUCUACCCAAGUUCCAGGGUUUAGCGCUCUUAUCCCUCUUGAUCUGAUUCUCAGUGAUGUUUUGCCCUGUGUCAAGGAGCUGGUGAAUGACUCCUCCCAACACGUUCGUGCUGCUCUAGCUACUCAGAUCAGCAGUUUGGCUCCUAUUCUCGGCAAAGAGCACACGACUGAGCACCUUCUUCCCCUGUUUCUGCAACUCCUCAAGGACGAAGCUUCGGAAGUUCGUCUUAAUAUCAUAUCGAGACUCGAUCGUGUCAAUGAAGUGAUUGGCAUUGAGUUGCUGUCUCAAUCUCUUUUGCCUGCCAUUGUUGAGCUUGCAGAGGACAAACAGUGGCGUGUGCGUCUGGCCAUCAUUGAAAACAUUCCACUUUUGUCGAGUCAAUUGGGUGUUGUAUUUUUUGACGAGAAACUGAGUGGUCUCUGUAUGUCUUGGCUUGGCGACUGUGUCUUUUCUAUUCGCGAGGCUGCUACCAAUAACUUGCGUCGUCUUGUAGAGGUUUUUGGUGUUGAAUGGGCUAAACAGACGAUUCUUCCCAAAAUUUUAGCUAUGGCUCAGCACUCCAACUAUCUGUAUCGCAUGACCACUGUUUUUGCCAUUGCGACUAUUGCUCAAGCUGCCAAUGCUGACGUGAUUAGCGAGUAUAUUGUUCCCACUGCCACGACACUCAGUGCCGAUCCAAUUCCCAACAUUCGAUUUAACGUAGCCAAAGCACUCGGCAUUCUGAUUCCUAUUGUCAAAAAGACAGAAAACAACACACUGCUAAAUGAUCAAAUCAAGCCUGCAUUGACCAAACUUUGCGAGGAUGCUGAUAUGGAUGUGCGUUACUUUGCUCAGCGUGCACUUCUUACUGCUUAACUCAUAAAACGGGACUGUUUACAGUCUUGGCUGUUAUGGGAUGAAUUAUGACUGGGUAUUCAGUACUCUUUAAAUAAAGCUGCUUCAAGGUUACAUUUGAGAUUUACACCAACAU